ACCCACCCUACCUACCCCAACUCUCUAUCUUGGUUGUAUUCAGCAUAUCACCAGUCUUUUUCUCUCUUUCUAUAUCUUUCUUUUUGCAAGUUUCUUUCUUUUUGUUCAAAAGGGUUGAUUCCCCCAAAAGAUUAGGCUUUAAGAAUUAACCCCUUUUGAGUUUUUCAAACUUUUUGGAGCUCAAUAAAAGUGACAGCAAUUUUUAAUCAUCUCUAAUCAAGAUUCAUAUUUUCAGCUUGCUAGUCACUUUCACAGAUGAUGGUGGAAUCAGCUGUAUUAAGAAGUGAUAGAUGUGUGAGAAAUUGAGGCUGCACUUGGUAAUACUACACUAGCUGAUUGGCGAUUUUCGCAUUAAAUAAAGAUGGAAAAGAAUAGUGGAGAUAAUUGGAGGGAGAUGGUGAGGAGGAUGCUUCCUCCAGGAGUUCCCUUCCCUGAGGAGGAUGCAAUGAAUUACUCAAUAGCAUCAGAGUAUACUGGUCCUCCAAUAGCAUAUGAACUUCCUAGAGUAGAACCCGUUGAUAUGAAAUCUGGUGCAAUUCCCACAGCAUCAACAGCAGAACCUCUUUCAGAAUGUAGAAGAUCCGUAGGCCAGGAUGUUGCACCUGUUAUAGAGCCAAUCCCAUUGCACGUGUCACAGCAACCAAGUCAAAGUCCAAGGAUUUCUGGUAGUUCAGAGUCCCAGGUGUCUGUACUGCAGAGCCCUGAUUCUUCUUCAGGUUCCCCCUCGGCGUCCCCUGGGUCUGAGCAUAAUCCCUCUGAGAAUGCUGCAAAGCACAAUGAGGGGAGAAGAGCCCAUAUGGUCACUUUCAAUUCUGUUAAUAGAUCUGAAAGAAAAGUGGUGGACAUUGAGAACCAAGUCUUUCCGGAAUAUGUUGGAGUUUCCAAGGAAAGAAAGAAGAAAAAGAAAUCAAGAUUCUGUUGUAGGUGUGGGAAAGGGAAGUGGGAAAAUAAAGAGUCAUGCUUGGUUUGUGAUGCAAAGUAUUGCAUCAAUUGUGUGCUCAGAGCAAUGGGUUCAAUGCCUGAGGGGCGCAAAUGUGUAAGUUGCAUCAGUGAGCCAAUUGAUGAGUCAAAGAGGUUCAAGCUUGGCAAACAUUCAAGAGUAUUAUCACGUUUGCUUAGUCCCUUGGAAGUCAAGCAAAUAAUGAAAGCAGAAAAAGAAUGUGCUGCUAAUCAGCUCCGACCAGAGCAGUUGAUUAUUAAUGGAUUUCCUUUGAAGCCUGAUGAGAUGGCAGAACUCUUUGGGUGCCCUUUACCGCCUCAGAAGUUAAAGCCUGGAAGUUAUUGGUAUGACAAGGAAUCUGGACUUUGGGGAAAGGAAGGAGAAAAACCUGACAGAAUUGUGAGUUCAAACCUGAAUUUUACUGGGAAACUUAGUCCGCAUGCAAGCAAAGGAACCACACAGGUCUAUAUUAAUGGCCGAGAGAUAACUAAACUGGAACUCAAGGUGUUGAAGCUUGCAAAUGUGCAAUGUCCCCGUGACACUCAUUUUUGGGUAUAUGAUGAUGGUCGCUAUGAGGAAGAAGGUCAAAAUAAUAUUCGGGGUAACAUAUGGGAAAAGGCAUUUACGCGGUUUAUCUCCUCCCUGUUGUCGCUACCAGUACCUACUGGUCAGUCCCAUGGACAGAGGGAUGAACCUAGCAAUUAUACUACUGUUACAACUUAUAUAGAACAAAAAAGGGUUCAGAAGCUACUUUUACUUGGACUUGAAAGUUCUGGAACAAGCACUAUUUUCAAGCAGGCAAAAUUUUUGUAUGGGAACAAAUUCAGUACUGAAGAAGUUCAAGAUAUAAAGCUGAUGAUUCAAAGCAACAUGUACAAAUAUUUGAGCAUUCUUCUUGAUGGAAGGGAGCGCUUUGAAGAGGAGGCUUUGUCAAGAAUAGUGGCUGAAGGUGGUGACGUGGGAUCUGCCGAAACUAACCAGUGCAUCUAUUCCUUGAACCCGAGGUUGAAGCAUUUCUCUGAUUGGCUACUGGACAUCAUUGCCACGGGAGAUUUAGAUGCAUUUUUUCCUGCAGCAACACGUGAAUAUGCUCCUCUGGUUGAAGAGGUGUGGAAGGAUCCUGCUAUACAAGAAACAUACAAGAGAAGAAAUGAGCUUCAUUUCCUUCCAGAUGUAGCAGAUUACUUCUUGAGCAAGGCUGUUGAGGUAUCAAGUAAUGAGUAUGAACCUUCAGAGCGAGAUAUACUGUAUGCUGAAGGAGUAACCCAAGGCAAUGGUUUGGCUUUUAUGGAGUUCUCCUUGGAUGAUCGUAGCCCAAUGUCUGAAUCCUAUGGAGACAAUCUGGAUGCUCCAGCACCACCUCUGACUAGGUACCAACUAAUUAGAAUAAAUGCCAACGGAAUGAAUGAAGGAUGCAAAUGGGUGGAGAUGUUUGAAGAUGUUCGUGUUGUAGUAUUUUGUGCGGCCCUGAGUGACUACGAUCAGAUGUGGCUUACUCAGGAGGACUCUGGUAGCGGUACGCUACUUCAGAACAAGAUGAUGCAUAUCAAAGAACUCUUUGAAACAAUGGUCAGACAUCCCUGUUUCAAAGAAACCCCAUUCGUUUUAGUCUUGAACAAGUAUGAUCUAUUCGAGGAGAAGAUCGUUCGUGUACCAUUGGACUCUUGCAAGUGGUUCAGCGAUUUCAGUCCAGUAUGGACCCACCAUAAUAACCUAUCACUAGCAAACCAAGCAUACUAUUAUGUCGCAAUGAAGUUUAAAGACCUUUAUACUUCUAUCACUGGUAAAAAGCUAUUUGUAUGGCAAGCUCAGGCAAGAGACCGAGUUACGGUUGAUGAGGCAUUCAAGUAUAUAAGAGAAGUCGUGAAGUGGGACGAGGAAAAGGAAGACACCUAUUAUGGUGGAGCAGAGGACUCAUUUUACAGUACAACUGAUGUUAGCUCUUCACCAUUUAUCCAACAAGGAAUGAAUUAGCUU
This is a messenger RNA of Solanum stenotomum, 2917 nucleotides long. RefSeq names its product extra-large guanine nucleotide-binding protein 3-like. The transcript is spliced from 9 exons. Gene Ontology annotation, biological process: adenylate cyclase-modulating G protein-coupled receptor signaling pathway. The record is from RefSeq and is a predicted model, not a curated record. Lineage: Eukaryota; Viridiplantae; Streptophyta; Magnoliopsida; Solanales; Solanaceae. Gene Ontology annotation, molecular function: guanyl nucleotide binding; G protein-coupled receptor binding; G-protein beta/gamma-subunit complex binding. Bases 362 to 2914 code for a protein of 850 amino acids. Gene Ontology annotation, cellular component: heterotrimeric G-protein complex.